Messenger RNA from Colossoma macropomum (tambaqui), 3049 nucleotides. RefSeq names its product golgin, rab6-interacting (gene gorab). The record is from RefSeq and is a predicted model, not a curated record. NCBI's taxonomy places the organism in Eukaryota, Metazoa, Chordata, Actinopteri, Characiformes, Serrasalmidae. Bases 178 to 1221 code for a protein of 347 amino acids. The transcript has 5 exons. Gene Ontology annotation, biological process: non-motile cilium assembly.
GUCUCGUCGUGGGUCUUUAACGUGGCAUCAGCUGUACACAAAGAUGGCCGCUGAGGAACUUCAGUCUGCGAAGUUGCUGAAUGUUUUUGUGGAAAUGUUGAACUUUUUGUUUCUUUAAAUGUUGGAAAUUAGUGCGUUUUUACAGGCGGCUUCCACCAAAUACGAUAUAACUGCAGAAUGGCUUCGUGGGCUGGAUUUUCAGACGAAGAACUGCGGAGGAUUCAGCUGAAAGGCGAGCCGAGUGAGGCUGCUGUCCGCGCUGCUCUGGGUCGAGGUCGGAGAUCUGCUCCCACUAACCGGAGCAGGCAGCAGCUGCAGCGGGAGAGAGCCCUGCAGGUGGCCGCUAAGCAGAAUGAUGGCAGUGGCUCUCCUCUGUCUCCUGACCAGCAGCUCAAGCCUUCUUCUCCUCCUCCGUCCAGUCCCAGCCACAUGAGUCCGAACAAACCAAGAACCGAAGAGCCGAAGCUGUCUGAACCGGAGACAGUGAAACACGAGAUGGAGCCACAACCAGAGGAUCCGCCUGCAGUGGUCAAGGAGCUGGAUAAAGUGGAAGUGGAACUACGAGAGAAGACCCGUCUAGAGCAGCUUCAGUGGGAGCAGCGGGUGAUGGAAGAGAAGAAUAAAAGGAGGAAAGCCCUCCUGGCUAAGACCAUCGCUGAAAAGUCUAAGCAGACACAGGCAGAAGCUGUGAAGCUGAAGAAGAUUCAGAAGGAGCUCCAGGCUCUGGAUGAUUCAGUGUCAAAUGACAUCGCUAUUCUCAGGAGGCUGAUAGAGCAAGCCAGCCUGGAGUAUUCAAUAGCAUGGAAGCGCUUGGAGAAGGCUGAGGCCGAAUACGUGGCAGCAAAGCUGGAUCUGCACAAGAAGACCGAGGUGAAGGAGCAGCUCACAGAGCACCUCAGUGCUAUCAUUCAGCAGAAUGAGCUGCGCAAAGCCCGCAAGCUGGAUGAGCUGAUGCUGCAGCUGGAGCUCAACGCAGAAGAGGAGGCGGUCACAGAAAGCCACGCCCACCAGGCUGCACAGGAGGGGGACGUAGAGAAGGAAAAGGAGGAGAGCGAGAGCCUCCCUCAGCCAGCUGCGGUGAACGGGCCCGCAGUGGAAAGUGAUGAGAAAACACAGAUGGAUAGCAUAGAUAUUAGCAAGGACGGUGCCACGACGGUGCCAAAAACGAGCCAAGAUCAGGAGAGGGAACUGCUUACAGCAACCGCAGAGGGCAAAAGUUAGCCCCCACCUUCCCACCCUUUACUCCGUAGUUUGUGGGCUGUUUGGCUGUUAAAGGAACGCUCCAGAGUUUUUCAACCUAAUCUCUAUUUGCCACAUCAGUAACUUGGUAAAUUACUAUGGGCAGUCAUUUCGACAUGUUUUCCUGUACUUGGUAAAAGAACGAAAACAACCACUGACUUUAAGCACCUGCUUCUAUUAUAAGUUUGCUUUCGGCAGGUUUUUCGGUUCUUUUCCUUUCUGUGUCGUAAUUGUCAGUGGUCAUUAGCUGUGUGCAGCGGAUAAACAUUAGGUUGAAAAUGCUGGAGUCUUUCUUUAAAACGGCCUGACUUUUUAUUCUGUUGAUUUUGUAUUAUGAAUAUAUUGGCACUACUUUUUGAGGCCAGCUUAAUGAAUGAACGUUUUGCACAAGCUGAUUACCAGAAGAUGGUAGAGAAAUUAUUUAUGACGGAAAACAGUAGAUCAAACUUUUCGGGGUGCUGCUUUAUUAUCUUAAGGCAGUGAUGGAGUGACUAUUGUAAUAGAGCCUUCAUUUAAUGUAACAAUUUUUUUUCCUAUGAGUUAUCAAUGUUAACACGAUCAAUGCUUUUAACUCUAUACUUUACACUUAGUACUUUAUACUUGGAUCUUUACAGUUCAAGCUCUUUGUAUACGUUGGUUAUCUACAUAUUGUCGCUGUCCAAAGAAAACCAUCUAUUUCCAUUUUUGUUGUUUUUUUAUUUUUCUACAUCAUUUCAACACACCAGCUGGCCUUUGCGUUGUAUACUAAUUUCGUGAUGAAUGGACCAAUAGAAAUGCUUCAAAAUCACUUGGAAGAAAAUUUCUGUACAUUAACUUACAUUGAAAGUUAAGACUUUUUUUGCCUUCUCCUGUAAAGUUACAAUUUUGGAGAUAUUUGUUUUUCUUUGGUCAGCGAUGAUAUACUUUUGAACUCUUUUUGUACUGUUUUUGGUGGGUGGUUCAUUUUAACACUCCUCUCUGUGGGAAUGGUGUCCUUUGAAAGAACUGUUCAUUAAUUGUAACACUAUUUUUGGGCUUUUUUCAGCACCGUUAUAACUUUUCGUAAAAUGUGACAUUUUUGAAAGUAGCUUCUGGCUUAAUGCUCUGGCUGUGUUGAGUCGUGCACACCAGCUGCUUGAUCAGCAAACCAAAGGCAGUGUUUAGACUGCAGACAGAACAGAGUAAUCUACAAAUGACAGCAUGAAAUACCCCAAAGCAACUGCGUCCAAAUCGAUAACAGCAGUUUUUAUUAUGCGAGGCUGAUUCUUCUUAAGAUGAAAGCAGCUAUUUUUCUAUUAGGAAAGAAAAAGGAGCUGAACAGUGGAGAGAAGCUGUAUGGCACGUUUAUGUGCUGCUUCCCUGUCUAUAAGUGGUGGGUUUUUUUUUUUUCCACCCCCUCUUUAUGAAUUAUUCAGAAAAGUAAACUCUCAGUCGAGUCGCUCCUGAAGGGCAGUGCGCUCACAAAAUGGUAAGGCGAUAUCUUCUAAUUUAUGGAGGUUAUUCACCCUGUUUCCACCCUGCUGUCAGCUCGUGACUGGUCAGCCCGAGUGCUGUGGACUGAUGUUAAAAUGUUCACUCGCAGUUUUGACAGAAGGUCAGAGCUUUGGGUGUUUUUAAGGUUUAAUUAAAGCAGUGAGAGGCCUGAGUGAUUCAGUAGCUGAUUGGAGGUGCUGUUGAUGGCGACGCUUUCAUACUGUUUUCUACGUGUGUCGAGUGAAUAAUUACACUUUCGUGCUUUUACACAGUUUAUUCCUUUUCUAUGCAGUCUGCUUUAUAUACGGAUGUUAUAUUUAUAUUUGUCAAAUUUUAAAAUAAACUUGAUUGAAAAUUA